AUGAUUGACUACUCGACCCUGGCGGUAGGCCAGGAGGUCUCGCACAGGUUGAUCCGCGUCGACGCCGAUACCGUGACGAAGUACGUCGGCGCGGUGGACGACGCUACCGCUAGGCCCGGCGGCCCGGGGGAGGCGAAGGCUCCUCCGAUGGCGGUUGCCGCGCUGGGACUGCGGGGCGUGCUGGAUGACCUGGGCAUCCCGAGUGGGGCCCUUCAUGCCGGGCAGGAGCUCCGGUUCUCGGGCCCCGUGGACGUGGACGCAAGCCUGGUGUGCCGGGCGACGGUAACGCGCAACUCGGUCCGGCGCGGUUCGCGUUUCGUGGACAUCGCCCUGUCGGUCGUGGGCAAGGAAGAGGGAGAGGUGAUGUCCGGGACUACGACCCUAAUCAUGCCGGGCGAGGCCGGGUGA
Geodia barretti is the source of this 408-nucleotide messenger RNA. The record is from the annotation of a GenBank genome assembly. Lineage: Eukaryota; Metazoa; Porifera; Demospongiae; Tetractinellida; Geodiidae.